Messenger RNA from Vigna umbellata (rice bean), 2134 nucleotides. Lineage: Eukaryota; Viridiplantae; Streptophyta; Magnoliopsida; Fabales; Fabaceae. The record is from RefSeq and is a predicted model, not a curated record.
AAGCCUUUCUCGUAUAAGUGUUUAAUGUUUCCCCCCUUCCUGCGUAACGGCGUUAUUUUCCGUCGUUUAGCUAUAAAUAAAGCCUCCAACUUCCUUCUUCACAUUACAUUCAUUCAAUUCAAGUUUCUCUCUCUCAGAUCAGCGACAAUAACCCUGCCCUUUGCUUUAUAUUAAUGGUUGCGUGAAGCAGAAGUUUGGAAUAAUAGUCGUUCUGUUCUCUACUCUCUAGCUUGCUACCUUCUUGGAGAUUUGGUAAUUAUUGCAAACUCCUCACGUUUCUAAGUUAGUGUUUCUCGAAAUGGGGAAGAAAACAGAGCUCGGAGAUCACAAGGAGACAGCCAAAGUCGAAGCUGUUCUUGAGCUUCUCAGAAAACAAACCCCUCUCACUGUUAAGCAGGAGAAGUUUUGCAACUACGCUUGUGUGAAACGGUUCUUGAAAGCAAAAGGGGAUAGUGUGAAAAAAGCUUCGAAGCAACUCAAGGCCUGUCUUGCCUGGAGAGAGAGUGUAAUCACUGAUCACUUGAUAGCGGAUGAUUUCUCAGCAGAACUGGCUGAUGGGUUGGCCUAUGUGGCUGGUCAUGACGACGAAUCCAGACCUGUCAUGAUUUUUCGUUUGAAGCAAGACUAUCAAAAGUUGCAUUCCCAGAAAAUGUUUACUCGUUUGCUGGCCUUUACAAUGGAGGUGGCUAUUUCGACGAUGCCAAAAAACGUAGAGCAAUUUGUGAUGCUUUUUGACGCAAGCCUUUACAGAUCAGCAUCUGCUUUCAUGAACCAAUUGCUACCAGCACUGAAAAUUGUGGCGGAGUACUACCCAGGAAGACUAUGCAAAGCCUUUGUGAUAGACCCUCCCUCACUUUUCGCUUACUUGUGGAAGGGUGUUAGGCCGUUCGUGGAGCUAUCAUCGUGGACCACGUUGGUAUCAUCGUUGGAUUUCGAAGAAUCGUUCGACUUCAACGACUUCGCGGCGUACCCGCGAGCCUCGUCCCUCCGAUUCGAUGCCUCGAGCGUGAAAUCAACGGCGAAGAUAGGCUCGUGCUCCUCUUCCCGCUUCUCAUUCACCGUCUCUCACCACCUGGACUCCUUGAAGCCCUGGUACCUGAGCCUGGCCGACACGUCAGCAUCGAAAGUGGGACCCACGAGUCCCUCUCCCGCGCUGAUCUCGCCGCUAAACGCGCGCUCGCUCUCGUUCGCCUCGCCCGUCGCGAGGACGCCCCGCGGCCCCCCGGCUUCCAGGAAGGGCCUCUUCCCCUCCACCCCGCUGCCGCAGCGAGUGACGGCCCCGCCGAGGACCUCGUUCCUGCAGUCGCCGGCAACGUUUUUCCGUCGAGAGAGCCACGCGACCGUGAAGGGAGAGAGGUGCCGAGAAUCGUUCUUGCCCUAUGUGAAGUUCUACAGAAGACCGUACGACGAAAUGGUUUACAGGUCGAAGAUGCGGCCCCCACUCGGUGGCCUGAUCUCCAUUGUUUCCCCUCACAUCAGAAGACGUCACGUUUCCGUUUCUCAGCGUUUCUAAUAUUUUAAUUUCAAAAAUCUAAAUAGCACUACACCGCAAUCGACCCCUCUAAUUUACCACUGCAAUUCUCCCUUCACCCGAGUACAUAGUGUUAGUAUAUUUGAAUGUAUUAAUUACUAUUAUUACCACCAUGAAGUAGACAUUGAUUCGAUUUUUGAUCCUCAAUUUCAAUUUUCAAGUUCCCUCGUGCGUCAACAAUCUACACCUGGUGUUACUAACCGCGUUAGAAUUAAAAGAAUAAAAAACGACGACGUGCGAGGCGGGGUAUGAAACGGCGUGCAUCAUAUAUUUUAAUUUUUCGAGAGUCGUUCUGGAAAUAGCAUGGGAAGAAGGUAGCGUGGUCGAAACGGCGAACGCUGAGGUGCAGGUCGGUCGGAAACAGUAGUGGUUAUGGAAUGAAUGGGAAAGCGUUGAAAAUGCGAAGACAAGGGUGAUGGUUUGUGAUUUGUUUUACUAUUUAGUAGAAUUUUAUAUUGUGAGUUUACGAAGGGAAUCAUUUUGUGUAGAAACUUGGGUUGGACUUUGUUUGUUUAUAAUGAAUAAAAGGAGGAAGGAGUUUGAAAAGUUUUUGAUGACAGUGUACGGUGAGUUUGUAUUUUGUUGGCGGUUUGCAAUAAUAGU